This is a messenger RNA of Patiria miniata (bat star), 2904 nucleotides long. RefSeq lists its product as uncharacterized. Lineage: Eukaryota; Metazoa; Echinodermata; Asteroidea; Valvatida; Asterinidae. The record is from RefSeq and is a predicted model, not a curated record. Gene Ontology annotation, cellular component: membrane. The coding region runs from base 82 to 990 and encodes 302 amino acids. The transcript has 6 exons.
UAAAAGGCAGAUAAGAAACCGUCUUUCAACUUAAGAGGUUUGUUUUAAGAAAGUGAGAGGAGAGGAUUUCUAGGAUCCAAGAUGAAGGCGGGCGUGGCCAUCUGUCUGGGCAUUGCAGCUUUCUUAUUGAUUGGAGUCAUCGUCCUGAUUGUGGUCUCACUCAAGACGCUACAAUCAGAUGAGAUGGCUGUCAUGUACAACACGAUCUCGCGAGAGCUGUAUCAAGACGUCAAGCAAGAAGGCCUACACAACGGUCCUCCAGGAUUCGAAUUCAUCACCUUCCCCUCAGUCUACCGCACCAUCCAGUAUCCAUACUUAAGCUGUCUGAACAAAGACGGUGUGAUCAUCACACUGGACAUUGCCUUCCAGUAUCAGAUCCAGGCCAGGGAUCUGCGCAAUAUUGUGCUGCAGUUCCGAGACCAUGACAACUUUGAGAAAGUCCUCACAAGCACAGGUGAAUCGGCCAUCCAUGAAGCGUGCAGUAAGUACAACACUACUGAGUUCCAGGCAGCACGGCAGGAUUUCCAAGCCUCGGUCCGAGAGGCUCUGAGUGCGCGCUAUCAGUACCUGAGCACCAACAUAGACGAUUUACAGGUGAAUAACAUUGCCCGUCCAGCAGCUUAUGAGCAGGCUGUAAGAAGCAAGGAAGCUGCACGAGAAAACAUACAGGUUGCAGAGAGUGAACGUCCUCGACUGGUGACCCAGGCUGAGACGGUUCUGAAAGAGGCUGAGACAUCGGCUAUCAUCACCACCAAUAGGGCCGAGUCUGAUGCAAGGAUCGCUCUCAAUAGAGCCGAGGCGGAAGCUAAAGCCAUCUACAAUCAGUACGAGACGGAGGCCCAGACCUAUCUACAGAUCAUGCAGGAACAGAAUCUCAGCACUGCUGGCUUCCUGGCCUACAUGGGCGUACGGACCAUCGGGCUAGCCAAGAACCCUGUGUACGCUGGGGUGGACGCACCGGCGAAGACGUCAUACAUCGCAAAUCCGUAGAUUUGACAGUUUUCACGCGUGGGAUGUGUUACACGUCGUUAUGCGAGGCGCUCUGGCAAAAUGAGAUGGAAUUAGCCAGUUGUGAGUUAAAUUUGAGUAACAUCUGGUACCCUUACUUGCUUGAAUGCUUGGCACAUUUAAAUUUCCAAUUCCCCAGACCAAAGAGACUGUUGCCGUAUCACGUGAUUCGGGGCAAGUCUUGUGCUAGCAACCCCUAGCUCCGGAAUGGUCUGGUGUCUUUGUGCCAUUCUCACCCAUUGUGAACACUGUAUUGAUGCUAUUGAUAUCAUGUGAUUGGCAACAGUGUCUUUGGUCCGGAGAAUUCAAAUUUAAAAUGUGCCAAGCAUUAUGAGCAAGUCAGUGUACCAGACGCUAUUCAGAUUCAACUCGCAAAGGGUCUAGGUUAUUCGCAAAUCGCUUAUUGGGCACAGGCUGUAGUGGAGGAAAAAAAGUCUAAAAAUAAAACAAAUCAAUGGGGGUGAUAUUUUUCAUUUUCAGAUUUAUUGAUUUUUGUAAUCUUUGAUAUGUAUACUAUGCACAGUUUCAAGAAAUAGUUUUAAAAAAUGUGGAAAUAAAAAUGUUUUUAAGGAUUGGCAUUUUUCAUUUUCAUGACUAAAAAACGUGAAUCUUAAUGAAUGGCCUUACCUUGGUAUUUUACUCUUUUAACUUUUCGAUAAAUGCGAACUUUAAACAGCCAUAACUUGUUAACAGAAUCUCGGAUUGAAGUGCAGCAUACAGUAUGGUAAGGAGAAUUUUAUUCUCUUCCCUGAUUAUUAGGUUAUACCCACAAACCCUCAUUUUGACCUCGGCCCACUUCUGUCUCAUUUUGCCAGAACUUGUCUCAUUUUGCGUAGCACUCCAUAAAAUUGGCCCCACGUAAUUUUGUGUUAAGUUGAUGGUACUAAAACAAGUUGCAAAAGUCUCACAAGUUGAAGAUUUGUUGGUUUAGUCCCAUGAAAUCCUGAUACAUGUGCAACACUCUCAGCAAAUAUUCAAGGGCCAAAUUUGUUAAAAGUCUUAUUGGGAACUUUUGCAUUAUAUGUUUUUUUUUGUGCUGACGAAUUUCAUACAAAUGAAAAACCUCAUAAUGCUGAGGGAUCCUGAACUCUUUUUUAACUUGACCACAGCAAGUUGUUUGUACUUCUGAACUAAACAAAGGCAAUAGUGAACAACCGUUUUCACACUACAGCCUCUCAACCCGGGUUGAACUCAACCCUGGGUGAACCCAAUGUCACCCUGGGUUGAGUUUUAUUUUUCAAUAAAAUUUAUUUCACACUUGCAAAUCAAGCUUAUUUCACUCGGUUACUUCUGUUUUGAAACCUGGCGAGAGUUUCAACCUGGAUUGAAAAUCUCAACCCUGGUCUGGAGCAGGGUUGAGUUCAACCCGGGGUGAAAUCAAUCUUUGGGUUGACGCAGGGUUGGUGCAGGGUUGAAAAUUUUCAAGUGUGAAACGCAGCAUGUUGUCAACCCCGCGUCAACCCCGAGAUUUUCUAGUGUGAAGAGGUCUAUUAUUAUGAAGUCUGUGGCCUUAGAAUGAAAUGUUCGAAAUGUGUAUAUAUACAUGUAACCGUUUCUUUUUAUAUAUAUAUUUGUACUGAUAUUUUGAUAGAAGUAUUUAGAUUAUUUGUAUUAAUGAUGUGCUCUUCACUAAUUUUGUGUAAUUUCUAAGAACUGUUAAGAAUGACACCCACAGCAUUAUGUCAUACAUAUUGAGCUUUCUGUGAGUACUAAACGAUUAUUUUACAUAUGAAUCACUGCAUUGUAAAAAUUCCAUAAAUUUCAUGACUUAGAUCUUCUGCAUAUUAUGUAUUGAUUGUUUGAAAUUCACUCCCUCCCACAGAAGAAAAGGAAAUGAGUUGCAAUAUAUCUUUUCCUUUCGCAACUUUGGGUCUUACAUUUGCAAGUUGUUUUGUU